Molecule: messenger RNA, 1003 nt
Organism: Frankliniella occidentalis (western flower thrips)
Lineage: Eukaryota; Metazoa; Arthropoda; Insecta; Thysanoptera; Thripidae
Exons: 4
Coding region: 74-727 (217 amino acids)
Source: RefSeq, a predicted model, not a curated record
UCUGUCCGUCGCUCGGCGCGCACACCAACGCACCGUACUCAACUCGUCCUUCUGUGCCCUGCAGGUGUUCGACAUGCGCGCCAGUCUAGUGCUCCUCGUCCUAGGGGUGGCGGUCGUGUCCGCGCAGAGGCGGCUCGCCCUCCCCGACCCCAGGAGUUGUGCCAACCGUGUCCGGCACUCGACCUACCGCGACGCCCGCGGCGUGGCGCACGCCUACUUCUUCAGCUGGGAGCACGCCCCCACCAGGAACCUGGAGGUGGACUGGCUGGACGCGAGGAACAUCUGCAGGAGGCACUGCAUGGACGCCGUGUCGCUGGAGACGCCCCAAGAGAACGAGUUCAUCAAGCAGCGCAUCGCACGCGGUAACGUCCGGUACAUCUGGACGUCGGGCCGCAAGUGCAACUUCAACGGCUGCGACCGGCCCGACCUGCAGCCCGCCAACGUCAACGGCUGGUUCUGGUCCGGCUCCGGCGCCAAGAUCGGCCCCACCACCCAGAGGAACACCGGCGACUGGUCGCAGACCGGCGGCUUCGGCCAGGCCCAGCCCGACAACCGGGAGGCGCCCCAGGGUAACGACGAGUCUUGCCUGGCCAUCCUCAACAACUUCUACAACGACGGCAUCAACUGGCACGACGUGGCCUGCCACCACCUUAAGCCCUUCGUCUGCGAGGACAGCGACGAGCUGCUCAACUUCGUCCGGUCUCGCAACCCUGGCAUCCGCCUCUAAGCUGCCACUUCUGCCAUACUGCAAACAUACAAAACCCUGUUAUUUAAACGUUGCCAAAACGAGAUGAGCAGAUGAACGGAGGUAUGAGUGCGUGAGCGACUGAGAGAAUGUGCGCGUGUGUCAUGUGUGUGAAUGCGUUUCUGAGUGACAGUGAGAAAGAGAAAGAGAAUCACUCUGUGACACGGAACGUUCAGGACCUAUGCGUCAAAAUUUGUUGUUGUUGUUAUUUUCUGUUUUAAAAAAAUAAGAGAAAGAACUACUGUCGUGUCAAGACGA